Messenger RNA from Pipistrellus kuhlii (Kuhl's pipistrelle), 603 nucleotides. Its product is annotated as NADH dehydrogenase [ubiquinone] iron-sulfur protein 5-like. Lineage: Eukaryota; Metazoa; Chordata; Mammalia; Chiroptera; Vespertilionidae. The coding region runs from base 1 to 471 and encodes 156 amino acids. The transcript has 2 exons. Gene Ontology annotation, biological process: mitochondrial respiratory chain complex I assembly. The record is from RefSeq and is a predicted model, not a curated record.
AUGGUGGAGGAGCUGAGGGUGCAGGAGCUGAGGGAGCAGGAGCUGAGGGCGGAGGAGCUGAAGGUGGAGGAGAUGAGGGUGGAGAAGCUCAGAUCCUAUGUAAUACUGUUCCAGGAGCCAGGAACAAGGGCCUCGCAGCAGGAUGCCACGCCUUUCUUUGAUAUACAGAAGAAGCUGGGCAUUGACUUAGACCGCUGGCUGUCAAUCCAGAGUGCUGAACAGCCUCACAGGAUUCCAGCUCGAUGCCAUGCUUUUGAAAAAGAAUGGAUAGAAUGUUCACAUGGAAUUGGUGGUAUCCACGCACGGAAAGAGUGCAAUAUAGAAUAUGAAGAUUUAUUAGAAUGUCUGCUUCGGCAGAAAACGAUGAAAUGCCUGAGUGCCAUCGUGAAACAGCGGAAUAAGCUAAUCAAGGAGGGGAAGUACACACCUCCACCCCACCACACGGGCAAGGAGGAGAACCCAAGGCCCUAAGCAGAGCAGCAGCUGGAGUCUGAUUUUCAUGUUCAUCUUCUCCACUGGAAAGCUUAUGUACUGACAACUUCUUUGUGAAAGUAUCUAAAAAUAAAGGAUUGCUUCAUCCUAAAAAAAAAAAAAAAAAAAAAA